Messenger RNA from Uloborus diversus, 1337 nucleotides. RefSeq names its product tRNA pseudouridine(38/39) synthase-like. Gene Ontology annotation, biological process: mRNA pseudouridine synthesis; tRNA pseudouridine synthesis. Lineage: Eukaryota; Metazoa; Arthropoda; Arachnida; Araneae; Uloboridae. Gene Ontology annotation, cellular component: cytoplasm; nucleus. Bases 17 to 1276 code for a protein of 419 amino acids. Gene Ontology annotation, molecular function: RNA binding; pseudouridine synthase activity. The transcript is spliced from 12 exons. The record is from RefSeq and is a predicted model, not a curated record.
UAGUAGGGAAGUUGUAAUGAUUAUGGAGAAAAAACAAGGAGCAAAAAAAAGCCUUUUUGAAAUCCCAGAAAACCUUCAAGAUCUUUCCAAAGAGGAACUUAUAUCUGUGAUAGAAAGCCUAAGAAAGAAAAAUAAUUCUCAAAAGCCUGCUCCAAAAGAUAAAAAAGGAAAACCUUUUGAUUUCCAAAAGUAUAGCAAGCGGCAUGUUGCAUUGAAAUUUCUGUACUUAGGCUGGGACUACUGCGGAUUUGCUGUACAAGAUACUACAGAUAAAACUAUUGAAGCAGAACUGUUCAAAGCUUUAGAAAGAACUAAACUGUUAGAGCACAGAGAAACAUCAAAUUAUCAUCGAUGUGGAAGGACAGAUAAGGGUGUUUCUGCAUUUUCUCAGGUGGUGUCUCUGGAUCUGAGAAGUAACUUAACUGAAGAAAAAGAUGUAAUCAAAGCUGGAAAUGUGAUCCUUGACAAUAAAAAAGAAACAGAAAUAAAUUAUGUGGGUAUUUUAAACCGUGUCCUUCCUCAUGAAAUACGAGUCAUUGCCUGGGCUCCUGUUGACCAAGAUUUUAGUGCAAGAUUUGACUGUUACCAAAGAACAUAUAAAUAUUGGUUUCCUGUUGGAGAACUUGAUAUUAAAAAAAUGAAUCAAGCUGCUCAAAAACUUAUUGGUGAACAUGACUUUAGGAAUUUCUGUAAAAUGGAUGUUGCUAAUGGUGUAACAAAUUUUCGAAGAAAAAUUUUUGAUGUUUAUAUCAGACCAAUAAAUGAAAGUCCUAGUUCUCCUUACAACAUAAUGGAGUUUACUAUUGUUGGACAAGCUUUCCUGUAUCAUCAGAUAAGAUGCAUUAUUCAUGUAUUAUUUCUCAUUGGACAAGGGAAGGAAGAAUGUGAGAUUGUAGAUCAACUAUUAGACAUUGAAAAUUGUCCAAGAAAGCCUCAGUAUGCUAUGGCAUCAGAACUACCCCUGGUUUUGUUUGAUUGUCAAUAUCAAGACAUUGAAUGGAAGUAUGAUCAGGACUCUCUGAAAUAUGUCAUCAAGCAGCUGCAAAGCAUCUGGUCCCAAAAUACUAUUAAGUCUGUCAUUUCAAAAAGAAUGCUUGAUGAACUGGAGACAAUAUGUACUGAUGUAGUUAUAAAUCAAAAUGAAUCAUUAAAUCCUGGAGUAAAACCUCGUGUCUAUAAAAGACUUUUGGAUAGAAAUGUUUGUGAGAGUUUAGAAGAAAGAAUAGAACACUUCAGCAAAAAGCUAAAACAAGAUCUUAUUCAACCUAAAGAAUGAAAGGUCAUCAGCCAAUUAUGUAUAAUAUUAAUGUCCAUUUGUGCUGUAAAUGAAAUCGAAA